GCAAGAUGCUGGAUAAAUAUAAAGCUGUAAACUGCCAAAUAUAUUUCAAUAAAUAUAAAAAUGCUAUGGUACAAAUCCCAAUUAAAAAGCAAAUAUUUCCAAUUGAAAAACAUAUAAAUACUAAUUCACAGCAGGCAAGUUAUGAAUAUGAAGGUGAGGAUGUUAUUUUGAAUAUGAUUAAUCUUUAUAUAAUGGCGCAGAUUAAUUAUGCUCUGCGAGAAAGUAAAGCUAGUGAGGAAGGGGCUAGAAUGACCGCUAUGGACAGCGCAACUAAAAAUGCUAAUGAGCUUAUUAACAAGUUAACAUUAAAGCUUAAUAGAUCUAGACAAGAUAUAAUUACUAAAGAUUUGACAGAAAUUAUUGCUGGAGCAGAGGCGAUUUAA
Molecule: messenger RNA, 383 nt
Organism: Protopolystoma xenopodis
Lineage: Eukaryota; Metazoa; Platyhelminthes; Monogenea; Polystomatidea; Polystomatidae
Source: the annotation of a GenBank genome assembly